This is a messenger RNA of Lethenteron reissneri (Far Eastern brook lamprey), 1297 nucleotides long. RefSeq lists its product as uncharacterized. Lineage: Eukaryota; Metazoa; Chordata; Hyperoartia; Petromyzontiformes; Petromyzontidae. The record is from RefSeq and is a predicted model, not a curated record.
UUGGUGUGGUGGAUGAGGUGGUGGGUGGUGAUGAUGGACAUUGGCGUGGUGGAUGAGGUGUCAUUGUAGUGCGUAUUUAAUGUGGCGCUGCACUCUGAUGUUGUAGGAGAAAACAUUUAUUAAAAGUCUAUUUAAUUAAGUAGAACGUGUUGUCUAUACUUAUUUAAAGUUGCGCAUUUUGCUGUCACAUAUCUCAACAGACCCCCUCCCCAUCUUCACACAUCGUCACAAAUGUCCCCCCUAGGUGCGUGACGUCAUUUAUGGACGGCCCCAUACCGGUAACAUUUGCGUAUUUAUGCUCGCUGUGGGAGAAUGCAAACUGAAGAUCCCCGUGUCAGGGAUGGAACCCAGGUCCCCAUGUACGUGAAGAUCGCGUGCGAGUCACCGUGGUACCCUGCGGGGGAGGUGUGAUGUUAAUGGUAGUGGUUGAAACCCUUCUCCUGCACACUGCAAAAAAAAAAAUGCACUCGGCACGUUUGAGGUUGAGUGCAACCUGACCGUCUGCAGAUGGUCAGGGCACGUCAUCGUGAUUGUUAUCUGUUGGUAUGCGCGUGAGGUGUGUGUUCGUGUGUGUGACUCCCUGUGGCGCUUCACCUGGCUAACGCUGCCUAUAAAAGCGAGAGAGACACGCAGGGAGAGGAUUAGGAGGAAGAGGAGACGGCGGCGGUGGUGGUGGUAGUGACGACUCUGGAUGUUGGCCAGGUCCGCCCCGAGAUCGGCCCGCUCCACACUCAAGGCCGCGCUGGGCCUUAUGGCCAAGGUGUAUGGACCACCCUCGGCCUGCCGCCACCAAUUCUACAGGCGACGGAAGGGGGACACGGAGACUACGCUCGCCUACCGCACAGCGCUGCUUGCUCUCGCGGACGCCGCCUUCCCUCGCAUGGAUGAGGAGGGGCAGGACGCCAUGGUGAUGGAACAGCUGCUGACGUUGGCUCAGGACCUGGGGGUCCCCAUCAACACGGCGGACGAGGUGGACAUUUGUUCAUUGCGGGUUGCAACGAGCAUCCAGGCGCAUGAGGUCCUGAAACAGAAGCAGGCGGUCGUCUGCGCUUCUGCCGCGGUCUCAACUCCUGCCCCGGUGGACACCGACCCCCAAGUCAGCCGGCCUCGGGAGGAGGCAUUCGCUACAGCGCGACCGGGGGAUUGGAGGUGUCUCGGAACUGACGACUGCCGACCAUCGGCGACCGGAUCCCCAAGGCACGUGCGGUUCUUCCAGGCCUGCUCCAUGCCUUCCUGGGCUGCCGGAGCCACCGGACGGUCAACAACGUCCCGUCCCUGGUCGAGACCCGUGGCCUGA